GCCCCGCGCCGACGGGCACGUCCCGAAUCUCCUGUCGGGCCGGGCUCGGUGCUUCCCGGCUGCAGGUCUCCGCCCAGCGUCGUGCCCUCGCCUGCCUGCCUCACCCGCUGGUGCGUUCCCCUCCCCAGGGCUCGUCAGUGCUGCAAUGCCAUCGCCGCUGCCCACAGCCCCGCGCCUUCGAUGACCUUGCGCAGCCCGGCUGGCCCAGGAGCGGCGAGCGGACCCGGAGAGCCCGGGGGUGAAAUGGGGACCGAAGAGAAGGAAAAUCACUCUUCUGAGCCACAAAGAAGGAUAUUGAAAACUCCUCUGAAACAGUCAGCUACCUCAUAUUCAGUAUUAACGGAAAUCCAGCCUGAUUCUGGACCUCUGACAACACCCCCUAAGUCUCAGGAAGUUCCUCCUGGAGAUCCAUGGACACCCACUGCUAACCUUAAAAUACUGAUCAGCGCGGCUAGUCCUGAGAUUAGAAACAGAGAACAAAAAAAGGGACUUUUCGACAGAAAUGAAAUCGUAGAGGCAAAACACUGUUUACAUGAGCAUUUAUCAGGAGAUGAAUAUGAGAAAUCUCAACCAAGCCGUAAAGAGAAAAGUCUAGGAUUAUUGUGUCACAAAUUUUUAGCUCGAUAUCCUAAUUACCCCAGCACUGCAGAGAAUAGUGAUAUUUGCCUUGAUGAAGUAGCAGAAGAGCUUAAUGUUGAACGUAGACGCAUAUAUGAUAUUGUGAAUGUGCUAGAGAGCCUGCAUAUGGUGAGCCGCCUUGCCAAAAAUAGAUACGCUUGGUACGGGCGUCAUAAUCUCAACAGAACACUGCAGACUUUGAAAAAAGUUGGCGAAGAGAACAAAUACACACAACAAAUUGAGAUGAUCAAGAAGAGAGAGUAUGAGUUUGAGUUAGAUGGUGACAGAAAUGAAGAGAUGGCGACAAAACCUGUUGGCCCAAAUGAGCAUUCAGAAAUGUGUUUUGUUGAACUCCCAGGGAUGGAAUUUCGAGCAGCUUCAGUAAACAGCAGGAAAGACAAGUCUUUACGAGUGAUGAGUCAGAAAUUUGUGAUGCUGUUUCUUGUAUCAACUCCUCAAAUAGUGAGCCUUGAAGUUGCUGCUAAAAUUUUGAUUGGAGAGGACCAUGUAGAAGAUUUAGAUAAAAGCAAGUUUAAAACCAAAAUUAGGAGAUUGUAUGACAUAGCUAAUGUUCUCAGUAGUCUUGAGCUUAUCAAGAAGGUUCAUGUUACAGAGGAGAGAGGCAGAAAGCCGGCAUUCAAAUGGACAGGACCAGAGGUUUUACCAGGCAUUCAGGAUACAAAACCUGUAACUACUACCACUUCCUUGAUUCCAUCUAAUUCUGCAAAAUCUAAAUAUCUCAAAGAGCAGUGUUCAAAAAAUCUCUUCCCUUCAAGAGGCAAGCAAAGCUUCACUCGGCAUCCAUCUCUAAUAAAGCUAGUAAAGACUAUAGAAAGUGACCGGAGGAAGAUCCAUUCUGCCCCAAGCAGCCCCAGCAAGACAAGCACAACAGAUAAUGAUCAAAAUUCAUCAUCCUUGCCAAGUAAAAUGGCCCAGCUUGCAGCAAUUUGUAAACAGCAGUUAGAAGGACAAUCAAGAGAAUUAAAGAUGAAAUUGACAAGAUCUACCUUAGAAUGUAAAUUGACCUCUAGUGAUGAAUCUCUUCUGAAAUGUGAACCUAAUACUACAUCAUCCUGUCAAACUCCAUCUCUUGUUCAGCCACUGGGGGUCCUGCCUCUUAUCCAUAAUUCAGUUUCUCCAGUAAUGCUACCUCAAACCCAUUCUGCUAUUUCAUAUGCAAUAUAUUUGCAUCCUUCCCAAGCCCAGACUGUGACUACGUUACAGUCUGUGCCCUGUCCCAAUGUGACUGGAACUAAAAGUGUUUUCAGUGCUAAUUCACAAAUACCAUUUAAUCAAAUGACCACUGAAGAGAGGGACAGUAAUACAGGUGAAGGUGAUGCUGGGAACUUGGUGGCUAAAGAGAGACAAGUUACAAAAAUUGAGUUUACACCAGAGAGGUGCCUUAAAAGAUCUCAAGCAUUACAGGAGAACAGUUCAAUUAAAAAAUGUAGAAGUGAUGAGAAAAGUCUUGAAGAUGUUUAUACAGGAGAUUCUCUUAAGGGUGAAAGACCAUCUUCUAGAGCUGUGCACUUAGAGCCUGAAAUCAAUCAUUUCCAAGAGGGAAGCCAGAACAAAUCUGAGAAACUAGAUCAAAAUAUGGAAUUUUGCUUUGAUCAUGAAAGGAGAGAAGGUCUUUCAGAAGAUAAAAGCAGAGCCAGUACUACACAAGAGAUGCCUGUUGCAUUUGCUGUUCCUGCUCAUGAGACCUUGUUUCCUUCAGGGUAUAUUAUUCCUCUUGCUCAGUGCACGCAACAUGGCAACGAGGCCAUAUUUUCUAAUAAGGAAAAGUCUGGGAUAUGUUCGCUACCACACAUGACCUACAGUUCACCCAUUGCAGGUGUCGUUCCAGUGACAGCUUCCGAAUUUACAGCAGUUAAUAUUCCUGCUUUUCAUGUCACACCCUUGAAGUUAAUGGUAUCACCAUCUUCUAUAGCUGCUGCACCUGCAGUAAACAGCUCGUGUCUUAAUUCAAGCCAUAGUAAUCCUGUCCAAAACCCAAGCUCUUCAAUUCUGAACUUUACACUACAACACUUAGGACUCAUACCUGCUGGUGUGCAAGUUUCUCCAAAUCCUGUGCUUCAGCCAGUGCCAAUCUCUCCAAAACCAGAGCAUGUUAGUCCUGUUUCAGAGAAUGUGAGCUUGCAACAAGGAAGAGUGUUUAAAAAUGAAUCACAGAUAACUGAGUGUGACUUAAAUGGAAAAUCAGAUGCAGUAAUUCCUUUACAGCAGACUACUGUGCCAGUGAAACCCGAAGAGCCACAGGCAGUGACUGAAAACUUUUUCCGUACGCCUGGAGGGCCGAAUGCAAUUUCUAGUUUUGCUUCGUCUCCUGCAGAUUCAGAUGGUGCGGAUGGAAUUUUACGAGGAAACUUGUUUGCCCCACAAAGAAAACUUGAAGUGUCAGAGGACCAACUUUGACUGGGUUGUCUGGCUGUUAAACUUGUUUCGUGGCUAUAUUUGCCAGUACAACAUGUUGCAUGCAUCUUAGCAUUGUGAUUUGGAAGAUUUAUCCCCUGGAAACCAAUUGUAAAUGCAUUAAGUCCUCAAUACUGGAAAAGCCUUAUUUAGUUCUUAGGAUUAAAAUUGGCUCUUUUUUAUAAAAGCAAACUAAUGUCCAUUAAUUUCUGCAAAUGACUUGUUUAAAGCAUUACAACCAACUAGGUACCUAUUGUCUUACUCUUCAUAACAGUACAGAGCAAAGUAAGCUCUUGGUCAUAAUUUGUGGUGUUCAGAAACUGAGUAAAUACAAAACCACACAGUAUCAGUACAUGUUUUGCACAAUGAAAGUACUGUGAGCAUGUAAUAUAUUGUAUUUUUAAAUAGAAAAGGCUAUGGUUAAAUAUUUUCUACUUUCUUUUUACUCCUACGUUCUUUCAAUAAUGAUCUUGUAAAGUUAGUAAAAAAAAAAAAGUAAUCAAGUAUGUAAAUUAAGAAUUAUUUAUAAUGUAUUUUUAAUCAAUUCGU
Messenger RNA from Terrapene triunguis (Three-toed box turtle), 3582 nucleotides. RefSeq names its product E2F transcription factor 8 (gene E2F8). Lineage: Eukaryota; Metazoa; Chordata; Testudines; Emydidae. Gene Ontology annotation, molecular function: RNA polymerase II cis-regulatory region sequence-specific DNA binding; DNA-binding transcription factor activity, RNA polymerase II-specific. The coding region runs from base 181 to 3036 and encodes 951 amino acids. Gene Ontology annotation, cellular component: RNA polymerase II transcription regulator complex. Gene Ontology annotation, biological process: regulation of transcription by RNA polymerase II. The record is from RefSeq and is a predicted model, not a curated record. The transcript is spliced from 14 exons.